Oncorhynchus kisutch (coho salmon) is the source of this 16861-nucleotide messenger RNA. RefSeq names its product serine/threonine-protein kinase WNK1. Bases 1474 to 9561 code for a protein of 2695 amino acids. Gene Ontology annotation, biological process: protein phosphorylation. NCBI's taxonomy places the organism in Eukaryota, Metazoa, Chordata, Actinopteri, Salmoniformes, Salmonidae. The record is from RefSeq and is a predicted model, not a curated record. The transcript is spliced from 32 exons. Gene Ontology annotation, molecular function: ATP binding; protein serine/threonine kinase activity.
AAGCAGGCGCGAUCCCCCAGGUCUUUGAUUUAAAAAAAAUAAAAAAAGGGGGAAAAAGCGAUUGGCUGACGAGGGCCCCACGUCAAUACGCAGUUUGGGAGCGCAUAGCUUGGCUAGAGCAGUUAGCAACCAGAUAGAUACACAGUCGGCGCGCCAUCAAACCUUACAUCUGUGGUUGAAGCGAACCAAGGGGAAACAGCUGUAUGCAGGCUAUGUUAGCGACCUGAAACGGCAACAUCUGACUGUGGACACGUAGGAGAGAGUCUUUACCUACAUACAUUGCGUUGUCAUUUUCUGUCUGCUGUUUUGUGGAUAACAAAAGCGAAUUCGAUUCGAACGGAGUCAUUGGAACAGACGAGUGAACGAGAAUUGAACCGCAGUGGUUGUCUUGCUCUUUCUGUGUUCACAUCGUAAUAUAACUGUAGCUGAGUAAUCGCAUGGAGAUGGAGUAAAAUUGAGGUCAUCUGGAAUUGAAUUGCGGCUGAGAGAUGGAGAAUUUGUUUUGUCCGCUCUGAUCUAAUAGGAGGGAGAGAAGAACUGCUGGAUACAUAGGGGAUUCAACCCCGAUAUGAACGUGGCUUUCUCGCUCUGCUUGAGGUAGCUGCUAAAGCCAAUGAAAGACAGAGGACUUGAGAACGCAUACGGUCGCUUUGGAAUGUAGAUAUACGCGUUUAUUCUUGCACAUUUAAAUAAAACGAAUGUGAUCUAAUACUAGUAACUAGGACUAUCGUUGCAUAUUUUUUUGUUGUUGAAUUACUCUUCCAAGUAUCAACCAACCGAUCUUCUACGGGAGAAUGGCCAUAAUACGAAAGUGAAUCUGCCCCUUGCUUUGGAGGCAGUGGAGUUAAUGGUGUGAGUGAGAUUUCUCCCUCCCCCACCAUCACUACAGCGACACGCCCAGAGGCUGUCCACUGUCCAGGCCCAAGCAGUCAGCCUGAGCCUGCUAGUACAGACUAUCUGGCCUCCUCUUCUUGUGGUCCCUUAUGCUCAAUGAAGGCUAUCUCUGGGUCGCUACAGGAUGGAUGGUGUGGAUUUGACGGUCCUUGUGUGUCAUCAUCAGCGCUUGCUCCUCUGUGACUGUUUCCUGUUCUUUUCCAUUUAUAAAAGAACGCCCCCUCUUCUGGGCCCAACCACCCCUGAGCGCUGUAAAAGUUAUAGUAACUGUUGUUGCUAAGUGACACUUACAGAGGAGGUUAAGUUAACUCUCCCCCCCCAUCCAAACUCCACAGAGGGUUUUCUCCAGAGGUUUUAUUUUAUAUACCCAUAUUAUAUAUUUCCCCUCUCAGGAGUUUGUUUGGAAGACGCACAGGUGUUCGGUUCUUCACAACAAAAGUUUUGGUUUAUUGUUGGUUGAGGUUUACAGUUACUUUUUCUCUAGUUUUUUGUUCUUCCUUGUAAUUUAUUUAUACCUCAUAUUUUUGAGUUUUUUUCUCAUUGCUCACUCACACCCCCUGGAAUAAAAAAAAUAACAAGAUGUCGGAAACAGACAAGUUCCUAGCCCCUUUCCCUCCGCCGCCCAAGAAUGUGAAUGGUUCCAGCUCGGACACGUACCUUGGUGAGAAUUUGGGGACCGACGGUGUCCGCCGACGCCGCCACACCAUGGACCGCGACCCCAAACAGGCCGAACAUCGCUUCUUCCGGCGUAGCGUCAUCUGUGACUCGAACGCCACCGCCUUAGACCUCCCCAGCAAGGCCGUCAUCCUCACCUCCCCGCCCGACUGCGAGCCCCCCAGCCUGGGCUGGCUCUCCCUGGCUGUCCCCUCUGUGGUGGUACCCGAGCCGUGCCUGGCGGUGGCCGAGGUGGAAGCAGAUGAGGAAGGAGGGGAUGGGCCUUGUAGUGCGGUAUUAGGUCCCAGUGUUGGUGGCGGUACUAGAGUGGAUGGUACGGUAGUGCAGAUAAAGCCAUGCACGGCAGUAUUGGAUGUUUGCGGCGGAGAGAAAGGAAAGAAGCUGUCGUCGUUAGCCGCCGCCGAGGCUCCUGGAAUGGAGGAGGUGGCGCCCAGUAAAGCGGGGGAGCCAGCGGAGGAGGAGAGCGGUAGUGUUACAGAGGAGAUGCGAGAGGAGAAGGAGAAGGGGGCGGCUAAGGCCCUGUUAGAGGAGCAGAAGAGGGAAGCAGAGAAAAAGGUUCAGGACGACAUAGAGGAAGUAGAGACCAAGGCCAUAGGGACCUCGCUGGAUGGACGCUUCCUGAAGUUUGACAUCGAGAUCGGACGCGGAUCCUUCAAGACGGUCUACAAGGGCCUGGAUACGGAGACUACAGUGGAGGUGGCGUGGUGCGAACUGCAGGAUCGUAAGCUGUCUAAGACGGAGCGUCAGAGGUUCAAGGAGGAGGCUGAGAUGUUGAAGGGUCUGCAGCACCAUAACAUUGUACGCUUCUACGACUCCUGGGAGUCUCCCUCCAAAGGAAAGAACUCCAAGUGCAUCGUGCUGGUCACAGAGCUUAUGACAUCAGGCACCCUCAAAACGUAUCUGAAGCGGUUCAAGGUGAUGAAGAUCAAGGUUCUACGUAGCUGGUGUCGUCAGAUCCUAAAGGGGCUCCACUUCCUCCACACCCGGGCCCCUCCCAUCAUUCACAGGGACCUGAAGUGUGACAACAUCUUCAUCACCGGCCCCACUGGCUCCGUCAAGAUAGGAGACCUGGGAUUGGCUACGCUCAAACGGGCCUCCUUCGCCAAGAGUGUCAUAGGUACCCCAGAGUUCAUGGCCCCUGAGAUGUAUGAGGAGAAGUACGACGAGUCAGUGGAUGUGUAUGCCUUUGGGAUGUGCAUGCUGGAGAUGGCCACCUCAGAGUACCCCUACUCCGAGUGCCAGAACGCUGCACAGAUCUACCGCCGAGUCACCAGCGGAGUCAAGCCGGCCAGCUUUGACAAGGUAGCCAUACCAGAAGUGAAGGAAAUCAUCGAGGGAUGCAUCCGCCAGAACAAAGAUGAGAGAUAUGUCAUUAAGAUCCUGCUGAGCCAUGCGUUCUUCCAGGAGGAGACUGGUGUGCGUGUGGAGCUAGCCGAGGAGGACGAUGGGGAGAUGAUCGCUAUCAAACUGUGGCUGAGGAUAGAAGACGUCAAGAAGCUGAAGGGAAAGUACAAGGACAACGAAGCCAUCGAGUUCUCCUUCGACCUCAACAAGGACUUCCCCGAAGAUGUGGCACAGGAAAUGGUCGAGUCUGGCUAUGUGUGCGAGGGAGACCACAAGACGAUGGCCAAGGCCAUCAAAGACCGAGUGUCUCUGAUCCAAAAGAAGAGAGAACAGAGGCAGCUGGUCAGAGAGGAGUUGGAGAAGAGGAAUCAGAAGCAGCAGUAUCCCCUACAGGCAGCAGAGGCCCUCAGAUCCCCCCAGCAGAGUCAGUUACACCCCCAGCCCCCUAUAGCCCAGACUGAGAAGGAGGACCCAGAGAUAGACCAGCAGCAGUACCAACAGGCCAACAUCUCCAUGACAUCUGACGGAGCGGUGGACAACGGCCAGGGUUCGUCCGUGUUCUCUGAGUCCCAUCUGGGCCAGCUGACCAUGUCCUAUAGCAACAUCCCUGCCACCCAGGCCCCCUCCCCCUCCCCUUCCCCCCAGCUGCAGCAACAACAGCAGCAGCUCAAUGCCUACCAACAGCAGAACAUGCCGCAGUCUGUGACUCAGCAGUACAGCAGUGGAGGAGGAGUCUGGGCCUCAGCAGGCCUUCCGGACCCCACGCCACCUCUCUUUCUCCCCUCCAUUCUGGAGCGCCCCAUCUCCUUCUCACCGCCGCCUGCCUGCCCUCCCUCCAAGGCCUACAACGCCCAACGCCGCAAGAGCACGUCCAUCUUGGAGGCCCAUACGCGCCACUUCCAGCCUGCCUACCCCCGCUACGCCAGCAGCCUGCACCCCUACCACCCGGGGAUGGAGGGGCUGGGCGUGGGUGGAGGAGGAGGAGUGGAUGGGCACCUGGGAGUGGAUCCCUCGUCCCUCUUCAUGGUGCCCGGCUACGGUGCUCCGAGGCUGGGAUCAGUUGGAGAGCCCAUGCACCAGCACCUCCAAGGUCAGUCCCUCCAGGACCCUCUGUACGGGUACAAGGACGUGAGGGCGGAGCAGCAGGAGGAGGUGGUGGAGGCUGUGCGGAGGCUGAGCCUGAACCAGGCAGCGUUGCUGGAUCACUUCGAGGCCAUGGCCUAUGGGGGCUACCCCAUGACGGCUCACCAGAUCAACCAGAUCAGCUUCCACCAGCAGAUGCAGGCUGCGGCAGCCGCCAGCCUGGCCGUGUACGACCCUCCACAGCCGGCCUACGCCCAGACCUACCACCCCCACAUGCAGAGUCACAUGCGCCUGACCCACAGCCCCAUCCCUCAGCUGCCACCCAUGAGCACCUUGGGCCCGCAGGCCUCGGGUACUACCGAUGGGUACCAGCUGCAGCACUCUGCCUCCUUCCCCCAGUCCGCUCCCCCAGUCAUGGAGCCCCCGCAAGGCAGCGUGUUCGAGUUCCACGUCCAAAACAUGGCUACUGCAGCGGCCGCCGCUGGGGCCGACUCUGGCGUGCUGGCCUCUAGACUGUACCGGGCUCGCCGUGGCUCCAUGGACCUCAACCUGGAGGAACAGGGGGGACCAGGAGGACAGUCAGGGGGGUCUGGGACCUACAGCCGCCUGCAGCCAGUCACUGAGGAACUGUACAGCUACAUCAGCCCUGAGAUGCCUCUUCCUCCCGGGAGCCUGCUACUGCACCAGGGCCAGAAGGACUGCAGCCCGGAACCUUCCAGUGACUCCAUGGCCUCCUCUGACUGUGGAGAGUUCCACUCUCCUCCGCCCCAGUUCGGGGCCUCCUCGGCCGCCCAGUCCAUCCCACACACCUUCUACGGGGCAGAGGCCGGGGGGAGGGACGCCACUGCAGAGGGCCAGGGAGUGGGCCACCCCCCCAGCCAGCAGACCUUUCUGUUUGUGCCUCCCUCCGAGUCCCCAGGGCGUCAGUCCUCUCACGUCAACAUACUACACACCACCUGGGCCCGACAGACGAACGUCCAACCCGACCUCUCGUAUCACGAGUUUCCUCUGGCCAUGCAGGGAAACCCUGGGCUGCAGGUGCAGCAGAUCCCAACCUCCCAGUCCAACACUGGACACCCUCCUGCCCCCAACUCCCAGCCAGUCCCCAUCGCCCACCAACAGCAUGGAGGUUACUACGUCACAGCGCUCCCUCCGCAGACCCCCUUGCAGGCCUCUCUCCCCCCCACCUCCCAGCCCAUGGUCUCUCAGCCGCAGCAGCAGGCAGGCAGCACCGUGGUACAGAGCCCCUCUCAGACCCAGCUACCCCCUGGACCACAGCCCACACAGCCUUGCAGUAUGGCUCCACCUCCCUCCUCAGUGGGACUUGUCUCUGUGGCACAGAUGGCCUUCAAUCAGCCCUCGGUCCCGGUUACUGCAGCUGCAGCCCAAGGGGCGGCGUCACCCCCUGGGGGAGCCCUGGUGUCCCCACAGAGCCCUAUAGCAGCUGCAGCCUUACCUCUGCCUCCUGGGGCUCAUCCUCUACCUGGUUCUGUAUCUGCACCCACUCUGGUGACUCAUCUACCGCCGGUGCCACCAGCCUCCCCUAUGCCUCCCCAAAUGAUGCCUACUCAGCCGCUGGUCGUUGUGGUGCCCGUUAUCAGCGUAGCCAGCACCUCCCCAGAGCCGCCAGGAGAUGCCCAGCCCCAGCCCUCCCAGACGGCUCCUCAGCCUUUGUCAUUGGACCAGUCACAGUUACAACCUCCACAAGUGUCCUCGUCCAUGGAGAGCGGUCACUCUGACGUGGCGUCCGGCCUGAGCGAUGGAAAUGAUGGAGGCAGACAGGAGGGGCGCUCCAUCAAGCGACACCAGCGGCGCUCCGUACGGAGUCGCUCUCGUACCGACAAGAUUGGCAAAGCAAAGUUGAAUGUACUAAAUAUAUCCAACAUGGGCGACAGGGUAGCUGAGUGCCAGUUGGAAACGCACAACAGAAAGAUGGUGACUUUUAAGUUUGAUCUGGACGGAGAUAACCCAGAGGAAAUAGCACAGAUUAUGGUCACCAGUCUGUUUAUACUGGAGAGCGAGAGGGAGUCGUUCAUCGAGCAGGUCCGUGAGGUCAUCGAGAUGGCUGACGAGAAGGGUCUGGAGAAAGAUGGAAACACCCAGAUUGUUUCCCAGAUAGUUAGUGACCUCCAGCAGCAACAGAUCCCUGCUAUAUCUGAACCUUUGCCAGGUAUCCCUUCCUGUGCAGCCCAGGUGGUCCACUCUGCAGGCAGGAGGUUUAUAGUCAGCCCCGUGCCUGAGUCCAGACUCAAGGACCAGUUCUUUGCUGACUCAGCGGCUGCAGGCUCUGCCCUGCUGAGACAAGAUUCACAGUACUUUCACGCCGCUCGUGCUGUAGCUGCAGGUCAGGGUCUGUCCCAGUCGACCUCCGCGGUCAGCCUGCAGCAGGCCUUCUCAGAGAUGAGACAGAACCAGGGCCAGUACGACCCAGGGCCCAGCACCGCUCCUCCCUCCAUCCACAUAGCCUCCCUGCCUGUCCUGGUCCCUGCUGCAGCCACCACCACCACCAUCCCAGUCUUCUCCACUGCUCCUAUAGCCUCUGCUCCUCUCCCCCAUGCUCAGGUUCCAUCUGAGGCCUCUGUGACCUCCCCUCCCCCCCCAGUCUCCAUCUCCCCUCCAGCCUCCACCUCCACCUCUCCACCCGCGCCCAUCCACCAGGCCACCACCCCCAUCCCCACCCAGCUCCAGUCUGUUGAUACCCAGCCUCUCCUUUCCCAGGCCCCUCUCACCCUGCCGGUGACCCAACCCGUGGUCUCCUCCGUACCUAGUGUUACAGCCCCAAUCCCUGCCCCAGCCACCUCUGUGUCCCCCCCAGUCCCUGCUGUCCUCCCCACCCUCCCCAACACAACUACCCUGUCCACCUCAGCCUCCUUCCCCCAGACCUCUGGCUCCAUCCCUGGUGGUCCCAGCACCUCCAUACCCACUACAGUCCUUUGUCAUUCUGCCACGGCCCCCCUGGUCAGCAGCUGUAGCAGUGAUAGUGGAGGAAGCUCAGAGCAGCUCCCUGUCCCUUCCACUGCUGUCCCCCAGCUCACCACUACCGUAGUCCCCACCACGGCUAUCCAAGGCCCCCUGCUAACCCCCUCCAUUGCUAACCCCAGUGCAGAGCUCCCUUCUUCCUCCUCGCCUGUAGCCUCUCUAGCCCCAGGGGCCACGGUCCCUACCUUACAGCCAGUCACCACCACCAUCCCCGUGGUCCAGCCUACCCUGGUGCACACCCAGCCCCAGCCUGCUACAAUGCCCAACCAGACCCAUGCCCAGUGUGGAGAGUGUGAGGUGGCCCUGGGCAUCGAUGACAUCCACGCCCUGGAUAAGAAGCUUCGCUCCCUCUUCAUGGACCUGGGUGGCGGUGGAACCACCCAGGCCGAUGGCUCUGUCGACCCAGCCGGAGGCACUGGUGUCCCGGGAACCUCUUCCCCAACCGGCCACUCAUCCACCCCCAGCUCCACAGGCACCCCCCUGCCCCCGUCCAGCCUCCCCCUGGCCUCCUCAGGACCAGGGCAUGUCUCUGGGACCCCCCUCACCACCCCGGGACAGGCUGGGACCCCUUCCACCUACACCCAGACUACCCCGGCCAAAGCACCUCUGUCUAGGCUACCGGUGUUGCCUGUGGGCUCAGAUCAGGCUCAGGCUGGCCCCCCUCCUCCCUCAGACCACAUGGCACCCUUCCCAGGACCCUGUCUAACUCAGUCCCAGCAGCCUCUGGAAGACCUGGAUGCCCAGCUGAGGAGGGCCCUGAGCCCAGAGACGGUCUCUGUCAGCUGUGUCACCACACAGUCCUCCCUCACUGGGAUGCCUGCAGGUGGCCAGCCAGUGCCUUUCUCUCUGGAAGGGGAACCAAUCAUGUCGCCUAUUGCUGGAGGAUUCCAAAUGGGACGAUUCCAGGUCUCUGUGGCUGCAGACCAGGGUCCCCACAAAAUAGAGGGAGGGAGCCCCACAAAAUCCUCCUCCACCUCCUCUUCCUCCUCCUCUUUCUCCAGCCCGGAGAACACACUGCACAAUGUCUCCUCCCCUCUCCACGGAGGUAAGACUGGUGGGGGAGAUGUUGUGGACGGCCUGCCCUCCCUCCCCCACCGGACCGCCUCCCCUCAGCCCACCACCAUUGGCCGCUUCCAGGUCACCACCAACGCACCGGAUGCCAGGGUGGGCCGCUUCUCUGUGAGCCGAGCUCAGGAUGAGGCAGCCGAGGCUGGGUUGGAGCAAACACCCGCUUCCCAGGCUAACGGGCCUAGUAUUGAUCCUGGCUCGGCCACCAUGCUCCUCAGCCCAGAGGACAAACAGAGCUCCCUGCCCAGCCUCAACAACUCCUACAUGAGCUCUGAUAACGACUCUGAGUUUGAGGAUGAGGACUUGAAGAGGGAGGUCAACCGGUUACGGGAAAAGCACAUGAAGGAGAUCCAGGCCCUGCACACCAAGCAGAAGGAUGAGAUUGACUCCCUGUUCGCCAGGCUGGGCAAGGUGCCUCCAGCCGUGGUGGUCCCACCAGCUGUAGCCCUGGCCGGUCGCAGGAGACGACCCACCAAAAGCAAGAGCAGCAAGUCCAGCCGCUGCAGCUCCUCCCAGGGCAGCAAGAGCCCCCUGCAACCAGGCAGCACUUUAUCUGCACAGAGCGCCCCCUCAGUGUACCCACCCUACCAGGCUCUCCUCCUGGCCCCUGGGGGCCUCCCCGACCCCAGCCUCCACCCUGCCUCUGGGAGCCGACCCCGGCCCCUCAAGCAUCUCGGCCCCUCCAGUGAAAACCUGUGCUCUGCCUACACCAGCGAAGCUACGCUGUCCGUGCCCAGUCUCUGUGCCCCCACCCAAGGCUGUGUUACGUUCAGCUGUGGGUCGGAGAGAGUGACCAUCAAACCAGGUGGUGGCAGAAGGACCCGUUUUCUGAGUACGCCCUGCUUGGCUCUUUGGAAGAUGGUGAAAAAAGUCUGCCCCUGCAACCAACUCUGUAGGACCAGCAGCACCAACACAGUGAGUGGUCCAGGAGGCCAGGGUCCAGGAGACCAGGGUUCAGGGGGUCAGAACCAGGGCCAGCCUUCUCCCAACCCCCCUCAACAGGGCCGGAAGGGCACGUUCACCGACGACCUGCACAAGCUGGUUGACAACUGGGCCCGCGACGCCAUCAGUCUGUCCCAGGGCAAGAGUCGCUCCAAACAGCAACAGCAACCCUCACAGGGUCACAGCUACCAGGUGACCCCGUCCACCAACAAGGGCCGUAAGUUCUCCGCCCCGAGUCAGCUGUGCCCCAGCAACGCCUCUUCCACCCCCGCUACCUCUCUGGGAGGCCGCAAGGGCUCCUUGUGUCCCCCUCCCCAGUACGGCGGGGUUGGGGCAUGCUACCCCUCCUCCACUGCACCUUACAGCAGCGCCCAGUGGGUGGGAUCCACGGGGUCCACAGGGCCGGGACAGGGUCAGGCCGGUAUGUUAGCCUCCUCUCAGCCCCUGGUUGCCUCCUCCUCGCAGUACCCCUCCUCUGCCACUGGGGGGCAGGGCUCCCUGCAGGGCUUCCAUCACAUCAGCACUUUGCAGAAAUCCGUCAGCAACCCUGGAGGCCCCAACCUGAGGACCACGUAGUGGCCAUGAGGGGAUGCUAGCCAUGCCGGGCUGAGAGACUGACAGACUGAGGGAGAGAGACAUGAGGGGAUGUUAGCCAUGCCGGGCUGAGAGACUGACAGACUGAGGGAGAGAGACAUGAGGAGAGAAGGGUGUCUGUGUUACAAGGGGGAGAGGGGCUUGUGUGUUACAAGGGGGAGAGGGGCUUGUGUGUUACAAGCGACAUCAUGGUUGGUGGGACUGUAUUGAAUGUGAAUGAGCUGGCUGUGAAGAAGAGGAGGAGCAGGAGAGAGAAGAGUCAGCUGCUGUGUGAAAUGGUGCACCACUCUGCCCUCUUCUGUUUCCCUGAAGGAUAACAGGAGAGAGACACACUUCCCCUCUCCCCCCCACCCCGAGGUCAACUGUGGGCCUUGGGGGUCGAAGAAAGACGCAAAACGCGACAAGGAAUACCAAUGGACACGAGUGCAAUGUGAUGUGGCCAAAGAGGGUUAAUGUGACAAUUACUAUUGUAAAAUGUGUGUGUGUGUGUGUGUGUGUGGUGAUGGGCUUUGUUCCUUCACUGUGACUGGCUUUUACAUGUACUCUAUAGUAGAGACCAGAGCCUUGUACUGAUCUCAGAGAGGAGGGAUGGAGCAUAGUAACAGACCAAGGGGGUGGUGGUGUACUUAUCGUUGGGGAGCUGCAGUACAUAGCUAACCCCCUUUCUCCUCUCACCUAUCUGAGCCCCCCCCCCUGCCUGUUCAGCUCCUCCUGCUGGUAACUGACCUCCAGAACAGAGCUUUAAGUGACUGUACAGUACUAUACAGCUCCUCCUGUUGGUAACUGACCUCCAGAACAGAGCUUUAAGUGACUACAGUACUAUACAGCUCCUCCUGCUGGUAACUGACCUCCAGAACAGAGCUUUAAGUAACUAUACAGUACUAUACAGCUCCUCCUGCUGGUAACUGACCUCCAGAACAGAGCUUUAAGUGACUGUACAGUACUAUACAGCUCCUCCUGCUGGUAACUGACCUCCAGAACAGAGCUUUAAGUAACUACAGUACUAUACAGCUCCUCCUGCUGGUAACUGACCUCCAGAACAGAGCUUUAAGUGACCGUACAGUACUAUACAGCUCCUCCUGCUGGUAACUGACCUCCAGAACAGAGCUUUAAGUAACUACAGUACUAUACAGCUCCUCCUGCUGGUAACUGACCUCCAGAACAGAGCUUUAAGUGACCGUACAGUACUAUACAGCUCCUCCUGUUGGUAACUGACCUCCAGAACAGAGCUUUAAGUGACUGUACAGUGCUAUACAGCUCCAGUAGCAUGGUGAGGAGAUGUGAGGAAGGUUAUGGGGUCAAGGAAUGAGCUUGUGAGGCUGAGGUGUGGGACUGGUGCCAUGUAUGUAGCUGGUCAGGCAGUCUUGACAUCCGGAACCACAUGUACUGCUAUUCCUAUAUAUAAUUUAGGAUGUUCAUUGGUGUGUGUAAGUGGAGAGUCAGUAGAAAAGGCCUGGGGGUUCAUACCCUACUCUACCCCUCCUGUUGCCAUGGGAUGCAAUAAGAACACAGUAAUAGAAACCUCCUCCUAAAUAUAAUAAGAACCCAUAAAGUGACCUUCAUUAGGAAAAAAAACGAUCCAUGACCAGAUUCAGAAUGUCUUUUUUUAUGAUUUUUUAAGAGUUUGGGAUUAUGAUGAUUCCAUGUUUAUUAGUGUUUUAAUUAUUUUCCUCUGUCCCCAUUGAACUGAGGAGACUCUUCUGUAGCAUGAUGAAAGGGUUAACACUAGGGUUGACCCUCCUAUCCAGGAACUCUCUCUCAGUAUAGGGCCUUUAAAGAAACUACAUCUCUCAGUAUAGGGCCUUUAAAGAAACUACAUCUCCCAGUAUAGGGCCUUUAAAGAAACUACAUCUCUCAGUAUAGGGCCUUUAAAGAAACUACAUCUCCCAGUAUAGGGCCUUUAAAGAAACUACAUCUCCCAGUAUAGGGCCUUUAAAGAAACUACAUCUCCCAGUAUAGGGCCUUUAAAGAACUACAUCUCCCAGUAUAGGGCCUUUAAAGAAACUACAACUCCCAGUAUAGGGCCUUUAAAGAAACUACAUCUCCCAGUAUAGGGCCUUUAAAGAAACUACAUCUCCCAGUAUAGGCCUUUAAAGAAACUACAACUCCCCUCUCCAUGCUAACCAUCUCUUUACAUGAUUGGAGGGGAGUACUGUGUGUGAGACCCAUCUAUCCCAGUCUUAACUUCAGGCUUAUAGUUACUCCAUUUUAAAAUGUGCUGUAUCUGGGAGGCUGAUGAGAUCCCCAUCCUGAAGCAUAAAGUCUGUACAAGCUGGCUGGUAGUUCCCAUCUACAUAUCCCUAAUGAGAGAGCCCCCCUGAACUAACACAGACAGGACUGAAGUAGAUUCUCUCAGACAGGAGUUGUUGACUGAAGUAGAUUCUCUCAGACUCAACUCAAUAGUCUUUUUUUUCACAGGUGGUUUAGCUCUGAGAGGGAAUGCAGGGCUAACGGAAGGAGGUAUGUCCUGUUGGCUCUCUGUGUCACACAUGAUAUUGUUUUCACGGUUGUGAGUUAGGUUGGUGUUGGUCCUGCGUGGACCCAGAGAAGGACAGGUCUCGGUGGGGCAAGGAGAGGACUGGACAUGGGCUGGGCUUGGAGGUAGGGUGGAUGGUGGGGCAAGGAGAGGACUGGACGUGGGCUGGGUCUGGAGGUAGGGUGGAUGGUGGGGCAAGGAGAGGACUGGAUGUAGGCUGGGUCUGGAGGUAGGGUGGAUGGUGGGGCAAGGAGAGGACUGGACGUGGGCUGGGUCUGGAGGUAGGGUGGAUGGUGGGGCAAGGAGAGGACUGGACGUGGGCUGGGUCUGGAGGUAGGGUGGAUGGUGGGGCAAGGAGAGGACUGGACGUGGGCUGGAUGGUGGAUGAAAAGUAAUGCCUUGGAUCUCCAGCAACACAACGCUGUCUGUCCUGAGGGCUUGUGAAGCUUUCAAACCUAUGAUCUAUUAGUAACAUAAAGCCUUUUAUAAUCAUGAUGUUGACAGCGUUUAGGGGCCUCGAUCUCUCUACUUCGGAGUCUUUUCAAUAGUGUGAUUGAAAACAAAAAUGUACAUUAUUAUUCUAUUUAAAAAAACAUGAAAAAAGAAAUGAAAAAAGAAAGUGUUCUGUAUGGACCUGUAUUUACCCAUCAGUUUCUGAUGUUGAAACACUGUGAUUAUUAUAAAUGUUGUUGGACAACAUGAGUUUAAGAAGAAAAAAGCUAGAAAAUAGAAACAAAAAGACAGUUGGAGGAAACGUUAUGGUGGAUUGGUAAUACUUAGGCUGAACAAAAAUACAAAGUAAAAGGCUAGCUAUUUUCCUGAUCCAGUACUUAUCGAGGUCACUUUAACCUUUCUUCUCUUUGUACCUUCUUUAUAUUAGAUACAUGUGAAUGUUAAAUGGACUCAAUUAACGUACUUGAAUAGUAACUUGGGGUUGAGUGCCAAAUACCACCCUAUCCCCUACAUGGUGUUCAACCUUUCACCAGGAGCCGAUAAGACCUCGAUCAGGGCCCAUGGGGCUCUGGUCAAAAGUAGUGCACUAUAUAGGGGAUAAGGUGCAAUGUAGGACUCACCCUUGGUCUUUUCCGUCUCCUUUCGCCCCCCAGUACUCCAGUGAGAGCUCUGCUAGAGUUUCUAGUGCCUUCCAUUAUUUAUUUAGCUUCUUUUUUUUAACCGUUUUUUUUUUACAUGAUGGAGUAACGGAAGUGCUGUUGAUUUCUGCUACAUUGAAGUGCUUUACUGGCUCUGUGGGUACAAAAGGCAAAGGUACACUGGGAAGGGGAGACGGGGGAAGGUGGGCUGUGGGGGUUUUGUUUCUUUGUGCCAUUUAUUGUUUUAGUAUUGGGGUUAAAUAUAUUUUGAUUUGGGGGGCGGAAGACAAACUUAGUCCUAGACUCUGCAGAGAGUAGGAAUGGAUCUGAUGGUGAAGCUUGGACAAACUCUGUAUUUGGAACAGAGAAAGGAACGCAGACAACAGAACAACAGAGUGAGGCUGAACCAGGGUUACCUAACAUUUCAAAUCAAGGGUCUGUUAGGAACGGAAUGCUUGACUGUUCCGUUUGUUCUAGUGUUCGGGGGACACGUUUCAGAUACUAGAACCAUUCAUUCAGUAUGCAAGAGCUCUCUAGCUAACACUGAGCCUAUCAUUAGACCCACUACAACAAUCAGACUAUCUUUACUGAUGGCCUGUCCACGAAGCCUUGUGUGUGUCCCACACCAGGCAGCACGGUAUACAAGCCUCGUGUUGGUGGUGAAAGAGAGGGGAGGAAGUGGGAGACUGAUAGGAAUAGAGAAGAGAAAGUCAGUCAGUGUGAAACGGUAUUUGUGUGAAUGUCUCAAAAGAGUUAAAACCAGAUUGUGGUGUUUUAUAGUUUACUAACCAGGCAUAAUGUGUGUCUACUGUCAGUGGGGCAGUCUUAUGCUGUGUCCCCCAAAUGACACCCUAUUCCCUAUAUAGUGCACUACUUUUGACCAGCGCCCUAUGGACCCUGGUCAAAAGUAGUGCACUGAAUAGGGAAUAGGGCAUCAUUUUGGAUGUAGUCUUUACAGUAGUAGUUGUGACUGGGCCCUAUGCCAUUUAAGGUGGGUAAAGUGAAAGUGGAGUUGAGGUAGAAGCCAGGGCUAGUGGAGGCAGAAGAGGAGAGGUCAGGGGACUCUCUAUCUCCAACACAUGGCAGUAGUACUGUACGCUGUGCUGCUGGGUUUGACCAACAAGUGACUUCCUCAUCACCAAUGCAAUGCUGGUUGUUCAAGCCCAGUUAUUUCAUCAUCUGCUUAAUGCUGCCCCAGUCUCUUUAAUGAAACCACCUGUGGCUUUUAGUGCAGGUUUGUAGCUUGUUCUAAAGUAGCAGACAGUCUCACCACUCACAAUGCAGACAAAUAAAUGGUUGGUUCCAUCAUUAUUAGAUUUAUUCGACAUGAAUGUUUUAGUUUUUUGGUUGAUGUCCUUCUGGUCUUUUUGGAAACCUUACAAAAUGUUGUAAUGAUAGAUGAACAGUGUCCGUAUCUUUCUCGUUACCUGACAGUGUUGUAGACAGUAAAACUGGUCCAAUCUGUGUACAACAGAAUAGUUCAUUAAGCCCCAUAUCCUUUUCAAAGCAACUGUACAAAACCAUUACCUGGGGUCAAACAUGUUUAAAACCGUAGAAAAGUGAUUUUUAAUAAACACUCGUCACCUUAACUACUGAUUAGCUUACAGGGACUGCUAGAUCUAUCGCCUUCUGCUUAGCGCUUCAGUCGUCUCUCCUCACUGUAAACAUGUCUGCUACGGGAAAUCACUUGAAAACAGAUGGUAGAUUCUCAAUAAUUUUGUCUUUUCAGAGUGACUAUGUUGUAUCCUGGGUAUUUAAAACCGUUAAAAACAGUUGGUUUUCUUUGUAAAACGUUUUGUGGAUUGAACUUUUUGUUCUUACUGGAGGCCCUCAGUACAGCAGUACGGUACUUACUGGAGGCCCUCAGUACAGCAGUACGGUACUUACUGGAGGCCCUCAGUACAGCAGUACGGUACUUACUGGAGGCCCUCAGUACAGCAGUACGGUACUUACUGGAGGCCCUCAGUACAGCAGUACGGUACUUACUGGAGGCCCUCAGUACAGCAGUACAGUACUUACUGGAGGCCCUCAGUACAGCAGUACAGUACUUACUGGAGGCCCUCAGUACAGCAGUACAGUACUUACUGGAGGCCCUCAGUACAGUACUUACUGGAGGCCCUCAGUACAGCAGUACAGUACUUACUGGAGGCCCUCAGUACAGUACUUACUGGAGGCCCUCAGUACAGCAGUACAGUACUUACUGGAGGCCCUCAGUACUUAGCAAGUUUGGUUGAAGCUGUGAACGUGACAAAAAAUAGUAUUUUCUUAGUUCUUUUGUUGAUGAUCGAUACUUUUGAAAAACAAAAACAAAUAAGACCUUUACAAUGCCACUGCCUCAGUGCCAUUACCAUGCAGUAAUGACUUUAGCUUCAUGAAAAUCUGCUCUAUCUAAAGAAUACGGAGCAAUAUUUACAAUGUUUACUUCCUCUUAACUAAGUGUCAUACUGUAUGAUACAGUGGCUGCAAUGCAUAACAUGCAAUGGUGAACAGGUUAUGGUGAGGUUACAGUAGUGAACAGGUUAUGGUGAGGUUACAGUAGUGAACAGGUUACAAUGGUGAACAGGUUAUGGUGAGGUUACAGUAGUGAACAGGUUAUGGUGAGGUUACAAUGGUGAACAGGUUAUGGUGAGGUUACAAUGGUGAACAGGUUAUGGUGAGAUUACAAUGGUGAACAGGUUAUGGUGAGAUUACAGUGGUGAACAGGUUAUGGUGAGAUUACAGUGGUGAACAGGUUAUGGUGAGGUUACAAUGGUGUAACUGAAGACCUCCUCUGAUGAACAUAUUUACAGUAGCUCUGGUCCAGCUCUGUGCUCCAACGAUCGUCGUUGUGAGAGAGUAGCCGAACCACGCCCUGGACCAGAGCUACAUUUACAGUAGCUCUGGUCCAGCUCUGUGCUCCAAUGAUCGUCGUCGUGAGAGAGUAGCCGAACCACGUCCUGGACCAGAGCUACAUUUACAGUAGCUCUGGUCCAGCUCUGUGCUCCAACGAUCGUCGUCGUGAGAGAGUAGCUGAACCACGCCCUGGACCAGAGCUACAUUUACAUAGUUACAGAGGAGGGAAGUUACUGAAUUUACAAAGCGUAAUAAUAUACAUUUUUACCAUCCAUUCAGAAUCCCGAUCGAUUCUGCUACUUCUCCUGUUCUGUUCCUUGUUACUGUUACGUCACACCUCCUCCUUCGCCUUUCUGUAACUGAUGUCCUGCAAAGUGCACAUAAAAUGUUGGAAUGUCAUUCAAUUCAGCGUUGGUCUGACUGACACAGAAGUGGUUGAAUAAAGAGCAUGCUUGUUUCUCUAGCUACCAUCUGGCAUGUUACCUUUUCAUCACAGCUUAUUAUACUGUAAAGUUAUGACCACAAAACAACUCCAAACAUGUACACAGCCACCCUCACAAAAACAAAACAAUUCAAGUUGAUUUAAAGUGUUUUGUUCUACUUAUCAGAUUUUUUAGUUUUUUUUUGCAAUUUUAUGUCUCAAACAUCUAGUGACUUAAUUCAAUGGUUUUUCCUCGUGCUGUUUAACAUUGUACAACAAUGUUUUAGAAUAAUAGUCAAAUGGAAAACCAAACGGAACCUGUUAGGAAUCAUUGGCAGCGUUUAACUGUUCUGCAUUAAGUAGAGGCUGUUCAAGCUUCAAAUAAAACUGCGCUUUGCGCUCCAAUAAAAUAUAUUUGUUACUUUAUUUGUAAACUUAAUAAAUAAAAGUAAUUUAAAUUAA